This is a messenger RNA of Brassica napus (rape), 580 nucleotides long. RefSeq names its product protein BOLA2. The record is from RefSeq and is a predicted model, not a curated record. Lineage: Eukaryota; Viridiplantae; Streptophyta; Magnoliopsida; Brassicales; Brassicaceae. Gene Ontology annotation, biological process: intracellular iron ion homeostasis. The transcript is spliced from 3 exons. Bases 78 to 374 code for a protein of 98 amino acids. Gene Ontology annotation, cellular component: cytosol; nucleus. Gene Ontology annotation, molecular function: 2 iron, 2 sulfur cluster binding.
AUGUAGCACACAGAGGAUUCUCACACCAAGGGACAAAUGCUUUUGCAAACUCUGCAUAACAUUUACGCAGAGAGAAGAUGGGUGUGACCAAGGAGCAAGUCGAAGCUUCUUUGACUUCCAAACUCAAUCCUGUUCAUCUUGAAGUCAUUGACACAUCUGGAGGCUGCGGCUCGAGUUUUGCUGUUGAGAUAGUCUCGGAAGAGUUUGAAGGGAAGAGAUUGCUAGAGAGGCACCGCAUGGUGAACGCUGCUCUUGAAGAAGAGAUGAAAGAGAUCCAUGCUCUCUCUAUAAAGAAAGCUCAGGCUCCACAGCAAUGGAAUCCAACUCCAGAAGACUCUUCAACAACAGCAACAAAUCCAACCACAGAUGCUUGACAUAAAAAAAACAACAACAAACCUUAUCUUACAAAGAUAAAAAGCUAUUGACUUUAACCUUAUGCCAAGGUAACUAAAGAAGCUUGUACUUAAUAUAAAAAGCAUCUACUGCUGAAUAAGUUAUGAAUUCGAAUACAAUACUGGUUUGCUUAUUGUCUACAUAAAACCACCAAACAAAAUCGAAUAUAUUUACUUGUCAGACUUCA